AUGGCUCUCCAUACGCAUUAUCUUGACAUCUUUCGCCUCACUUCCGAGCAUUGUCGCUGCUGCAUAGAAUCGCUCCCGUACCUUGAAUCAUUUGUUAGCUAUAUUGUUCCCCACAGCUCACAUCAUUAUACGUGGGUACCAGCGCACUUUUCUCAGAGAUGGAGGUAUGGCUCUCAUCAACGUAUGCGGAACGUUGGAAGCGUCGAAAUGCUCGCUUACCACAUUAUUCCUGACAAACGCAACAAUGACUCUCGAUAUCUUUGCCAUUCUGCAACUUUCACCUCUCCUUUGCAUGGGAGCGGGUAUAAUUUUGUUUCGCAGUUGGAGACCUUCGAUGUUUCGAUUAGCGAAGAAAAUGUUCGCCAAGAUAUGCUCGUUGGAUUCAUCUCGCCUAGGCUCGUAGACAUGGUCCUGUCCAGAUGCUCUAAGAAAGGUAGAUCGCUACUAAAGGAGGUAAAUGUCGAUAUCACUGUGCGAAGGCUCGAUGAUAAACUAUGGCACAUGAAUACGGAUCGGAUGCAGGAGUUGAGGCAAUGCAGAGAAAACGGAGUCUCCAUAAACAUUUCGGUCCAGGACAGAGAAGAACGAGUGUGGAAUUAUGCGUGA
Guyanagaster necrorhizus is the source of this 606-nucleotide messenger RNA. RefSeq lists its product as uncharacterized. The record is from RefSeq and is a predicted model, not a curated record. The coding region runs from base 1 to 606 and encodes 201 amino acids. Lineage: Eukaryota; Fungi; Basidiomycota; Agaricomycetes; Agaricales; Physalacriaceae. The transcript is spliced from 2 exons.